AUCACCACUUAUCCUCCCGCAGUGCAGCAGCUCAAACUUAUCUCGCCUGGAAUCAGGCAGCAGGCAGGCAGCCCUGUGACGUCACACCGAGCGCCCGCUGCAGGGUGAAGGACCCCGGCGCAGAUUGUCCCCUCCGGGAAGGACAGAGCGAUGUUUGUCAGGACUGCGGUCCGAGCUUGGCGGCUGACCGGGACCCCGGCGGCGGCUGUGACCGGGGUGAGGCAUGGCUGACACUGUUUGCGAUGAUUUAUUGUCUGCCAGUCUUAUCGCAGCCAAGACAUGACCCCAGCCCUGGCUCUCCGGGGAGGCUGGAUACCGGGACUAGGGUGGCUGGCUGAGGGUUACCGGGACUCGGUGUGGCUGGCUGAGGGUUACCGGGACUCGGUGUGGCUGGCUGAGGGUUACCGGGACUCGGUGCGGCUAGCUGAGGGUUACCGGGACUCGGUGCGGCUGGCUGAGGGUUACCGGGACUCGGUGCGGCUGGCUGAGGGUUACCGGGACUCGGUGCGGCUGGCUGAGGGUUACCGGGACUCAGUGUGACUGGCUGAGGAUUACCGGCAUUAGUGUGGCUGGCUGAGGGUUACCGGGACUCAAUGUGGCUAGCUGAGGGUUACCGGGACUCAGUGUGGCUGGGUAAGGGUUACCGGGAUGUAGUAUACAAACAUGGCGGAUAUGGUAACUCUAUAGCUCUCUUACUAGCUGCUGCCUGUGUCUCAGUGACAUGAGGUGUCCAUGCAUGCCUGAGUGUAAUCUAAUAAUUGAAUAUUUUGUUUAUUGGUGAAGUUCUGUGUGAGAACCAUUCACUGGCCUGGUUUGGAGAGGGUUUGUCUUCUUGACAGGUUUCACAUUUGCAUUGACUCCAAACUGACAGAUGACCUUUUGCAGGUCUUGGAUCAGCAAUGUGAAAAGGACACGGUAGUCACCCAGACCAGUUCAUCGCAAUGAAGUGAUCAAGGUGCAGUGACCCUGUGGGUGAGACCCCGUAAUGUAAAAUAUUGCAGUUUCUCCCCCAGAUACUGCAGUGUUUUCAUUGCAAACCUAAAAAAAAACUAUAGUGUGGGAAUAGAAAACUGUGUUCCUAACACUAUAGGAACACUUUGCCGUGUCCCCCAGCUAUGAGAGCGUUAAAUAACCCCAUAAACACACGAUCUCAGCACUGGGCCAGGCUGCACAGACGUCAGCCAAUAGAGGGGAACUUAGUGCGCAUGUGCAGCAAGUACCGCACAUGUAUUUGGCCUUUCACAAAGGAAAGCAUUGACUCAAUGCUUUCCUAUUGGAAUUGUCAACACGCUGGAUUUCUUUAUGCAAAGCCAAAGCGUGAGGACAUACAGGUCGUUUCAGGGAGUCAAACGCUUUGACAGUGCAGGAGGCGCCGUAGACGGCCACUAGAGGCAGUGUUAACACUGCAAUGUUUUACCUUGCAGGGUUAAGGGAACAGGGACACUGCACCGAGACCACUUCAAGGAAAUUAAGUGGUCUGGGUGCGGAAAGUGUCCCAUUAAAUCCACUUACGAAGAGGAGAUGGUUCACAGGCUAUUUGUUGGGGUCUUGUUUUCAAACCUCAAAUCUAAGUUCAAAUUAGUUGAACUCUCAGUUUAGUAAUUAACCUUGUUAGUGUAUGUAGCAGAAUUUUUUUUAAAAUUUUUUUUUAUGUCCUGUUUCUUUGCACAGGCACAGCUUCAUGUAAGCUCCAGGAAUGGGUUGAAAUAUGGCUUCUGGAGGUAUGUUCUUGGUGAGAGGAGUACAAAGAAAUUUGGGGAACACAGCAAGAUAAUCACUGUCGAUGGAAAUUUGGCAACCGGCAAGGGAAAGCUGGCACAGCAACUGGCAGAAAAAUUAGGUGAGGUUAAAAAAACCAAAAUGUGUGUGUGUGUGUGUAUAUAUUAUGAAAUUGUAAUUACUCCCCAGCUAUACUUCCAGUUAGGCUACUUUUCUAUAAAAAAUUGAAAUUACUUCCAAUGGUGCACAUAGGAGGGAGUGCUCUGUGUGUAAAAAGCCUGUGUAACCCUUCCCACAAUUACAAUUCCCACAAUUACAGGCUCCACCUCCGUCAGGGAAACAAAGCAGAGAAAGAGUGUACGUUGGUUGCGGUGUAAUUCGGUUGUGGUGUGCUGAAACAGAUGUUUGACUUAGGCCUUGUAAAUAAUGAGGGCAAAAAGGUUUAACAAUGCAAUACUUUAAUACGUAAAACAUUACAUAUCCAGAUCCUUAAAGGGACACUGUAGUCACCCAAACAGUUUUAUCUUAAUGAAGCAGUUUUUGUGAAUAGAUCAUGUCUCUGAAGUAUCACUGCCAUUUAUGAGUAAAAUCACUUUUGUUUCUGUUUAUACUGCCCUAGUCACACAUCCCAUAGCUGUGAGUGGAAUUGUUUCAUUUACAAGCAGAUAUAUCUUACUUUAAAAGUUUUUCUCUUGCUCUGUAAUUAGAACUUUAAUUACAUGCAGGAGGCCCCUGCAGGGUCUAGCAGGUUAUUAACAGGGAGGCUGGAUACCGGGACUCAGUGUGGCUGGCUGAGGGUUACCGGGACUCAGUGUGGCUGGCUGAGGGUUACCGGGACUCAGUGUGGUUGGCUGAGGGUUACCGGGACUCAGUGUGGUUGGCUGAGGGUUACCGGGACUCAGGGUGGUUGGCUGAGGGUUACCGGGACUCAGUGUGGCUGGCUGAGGGUUACCAGGACUCAGUGUGGCUAAGGGUUAACUCCUCCUCUAGUGGCUGUCUACUAGACAGCCACUAGAGGGCACUUCCGUGUCUAUAGGUUUUCUGUGCUAGAGCGUCGCUGGACGUCCUCACGUUGUGUGAGGACCUCCAGCGUCACUCAAUUCCCCAUAGGAAAGCAUUGAAAAGCAUUUUCAAUGCUUUCCUAUGGAGAGCUCAAAUGCGAGUGCGCAGCAUUGCCGCGCAUGCGCAUUAGAUUUCCCCGGCUGAUGUAAGGAAGGGGAGGAGCGGCAGCAACCUGAAACCACUGCCGAGGGAUAUCGGUGGGGGUCUCAGGUAAGUGACUGAAGGGGUUUUCACCCCUUCAGCAACCAGGGAUGGGGGGUGGGAGGGAGAGGACCUGCAGUGCCAGGAAAACGGAUUGUUUUCCUGGCACUGGAGUGUCCCUUUAAGUUUAGAAAGCUGUUUAUUGAGUAUGGUACAAGUGAGUUAAUACAUGCGUGAAAAGAACAUCAAACAAACUGGACACGCAGGUCCUAAUAUCAAUAUCAAUACUAUCAAAGUAUUUAGUGCUAUUUAGCUAAACAUAUUUCCAUAAUGCGGGACAGAUAUUGGCUAAGGAUACAUCAUAACUGAAUCUUGGUUGAGACCAUACCAUGACUGGCCCAAUGGGCUCUUAAUCUGGCCCUGGGAGUAAGAUGUUGCAGUUACUUGAAUUGACCCUCCCCUUUGUUUGGAUCUUGCGAUAUUCAUAAUAUACAACUGCUAUAGAAGAGGAAAAACAGAAAGUUUAUUUAUAUAUUUUUCUUUUUUUUUUCUUUUUCCUCUUGUUACUACUGACCUGCUUGGGAAAGGGGGGACCUUUUUUGUAGGUGGAGGUUACUUGUCUCUCAAUAAAGAGACACUCCACUGCCCAAAUACAAAAUAAAUAAAUUCAUUGCUUAGUAGAUAUAACACAAAUGAACAGUUGCAUGCAUUUAAUUUUGCAAUUUUUCAUUAGCUAUAUCUAAAAACAGCUUGCAAAACCUGCAUUUCUCUUGUCUGCAGCCUUUGCAAGUCCUCCCCUUCUAUCCCCGCCCAGACUUUGUGGCUGUCCAAUCACAGACUUCCCAAUACAUCUCAUUGUGACAUUUUUGCAAAACUGGUGCCCUGAGAAAUUGCUGCCUCAUGCGUUUAGCUCCAAUGAGCUAAACAGACCAUGAAGUAACCGGACCAGUUGUUUGCUUGACAACCAGGGGGUGUAACCAGGUUCAUUUACAAAAGUUCCAAUUUCUAUUAAAGGGACAAUCUAGUUACCCAGACCACUUCAGCUCAAUGUGCCAGGUCAGAGAAACUGCUAUGUUUACAUUCCCGGGUUAAUCCAACCUCUAGUAGCUGUCUUUCUGAAAUGCUUUUCUACGGAGUGUUAGAAUGCACGGCUCUUGCUGCGCAUGCGCAUUCUAUUCCACUCGGGAGCUGACAUCAGCGGGGGGGGAGAUGUCACCAGCGCCGAGGGAGCACGGCGCUGGAUUAAGGUAAGCUGUUGAAGGGGUUUUAACCCCUUCAGCGCCACGAGAGGGGGACCCUGAGGGUUAGGGUCCCCCAAGGAUGACCUAGUGUAAGGAAAACAGGUUUGUUUUCCUGACACUAUAGUGAUCCUUUAAAUUCUAUGCAAUUUGUGCAAAAUAGAAAAAAGAUGACACACACUUUACACAUAAAGCAUUUCAGCAAGCUAAAAGGGCUUUAGGGGUCUGAACAGUCUCUUUAACAAUGUGAUUGCUGACUCCCAAACAGAAAAGAAACCAGGUUCAAAGGAAGGAAAAUAAAUAAAACAUUGGUGGUGUGGGUAUAAUCCAAAAGCUUGAAAAAACAUUUUGGUUUAUGUCAAUCCAAACAAGGAGCUAAAAGGUGCAAAAAAAAUUCUUUACAUGUAUUGUGCCUCUCGAACCUUUCUUCUUCCUCUGUCCCACUCAUUAUAAAGUUGAUCAAGACCUUUUAAACAUGUGCCAAGAUUCUGCUUAGUCUUACAUGUUCUUUAAUUUCUCUUUUUCUAGGCAUGCGGUAUUUUCCAGAAGCUAAUAUAUAUUACAUGGAUGAUUCUACUGAUGGAAAUUUUCUACCUGCCAAAUUUAAUGGCCAUUGCAGUCUGAAGGAUUUCUAUGAUAACCCUAAAAACCCUGAUGGGAACUCCUACCGCCUGCAGCUGUGGAUGUACUGCAUGCGUUUCAUGCAGUAUUCAGAUGCACUGGAACAUCUCCUCAGCACAGGUAUUCUAUUCUCACUUGGACGUCCUGCCUAUAAUUGCUUUUAUCACACUGGUCACCAAUAUAGGCUUCAACAUAAAUAGUUUGGAUCAGCGUUAAAAAGAACACGAAUAACUUUUCAAAUCAUUUUAUCUGUAGGAGUCUCAAUAAAGCUUAUGGGAAUUUUAACAAACUGUAAUAAUUUUUGAUGCCAAAUGAAUUAAAUCAAGGCUGUUUGGGGUAUCACCACACAUAUGGGUACCAUUUAGUGACAUGGGCCCCAGGUGCCAAAUGUAUAUCUUGUUACAGAAAAUGUAAUCCAUUAACUCCAUCCAUCAGAGGUAUUCUACUCACCAUAAAACAGUCUCUGAACCCUCACUGAUUUUAGAUAAUGCCAGUAUGAAAUGUUGUCAGAGAGACCUCUCAGGGAUCAGUUCCUGCAGGCCUUGUAUCGAGUGAGAUUUGUUGACCUCCCAAAACCAAGCAUGCAAUGUUCUCCUUGCCUACAGCUUUUGUGUUGAUGGUUGCUAUUGUUCAUUUUAUUAUGGUUUUUAAUUUUCUUUUUCUACUAUGAUUAUCCUUUAGGUAGGAUAUCCAUAUUCCCCGUUAUAAUUUCAAUUUGUGGGAAGGAGGUUUAAAAAAUGGCUCACAAUGGUGUGAUAGUGUUUAUUCAACACCGACUAGAAUAAUGAGUACUUACAGAGUGUUACUAUAGCAUUCCACGUUCACUGUAUUCUACUGUUGAUUGUGGGUUCCAGAGUUUUAGUUUCUGUGUCUCCAAUUACUAAAGACUAUAAAUUGUGCCCCUUAAAAGCAUUUACUUUACUGUGCUGGGACUUCCUGGAUUAAAUACUCCAAUUCUAGUGCAUUCCAUAAAUCUUUGGCUCACUUCACUACUAAAUGCAUGUAUUUAAUGAUUGGAGAGCAAGAUGUUUGAUCUAAUUUGUUUGAUUUUCAUCUCACAGGUCAGGGAGCAAUUCUGGAGAGGUCCCCAUUUAGUGACUUUGUGUUUCUGGAUGCCAUGUUAAAGAAUGAAUACAUCCGCAAGGAAUGUAAGCAAGCAUGAAUAAAUAACACCACUACAUCUACUGUAUGCAUGCAUUAAAACACUUGGCCAUUUACAUACAUGCUAACCUAUAAAUGGAUAGCUGUGUACUCCUUUCUGCCAGUACAUUUAUCCAUCUGUGCGCGAUAUUAACCCCUUAAUAACUGGUAUCCUCCGCAGUCCUGAGUCCUUUUGUAAAUCCGUUAUCGCUAAAUGUUAUUGCAGGUCUCCUUAAAAGGGAGGGAGUCCCACAAUAGGCCCCCACUCUUGCUGCCCCUGGAAUCUGAUCACUGUGCUAAGAUGCCAUAGAGCUUGAAUGCCAACUGCAGUUACCAGAUCAUUGUUGGCAUAUACUGGACUAUUGCCUGAUAUCUAAAGCAUGAAACAUCUAGAGCAAUAGUUUUGGUAAUCCCACCCAGAGCACCUGAUUGCUAUGACAGGCUGUCUCACUAAUCCGAUACCUGAUAGCUCAGCAGCAGGCUAACAGACCGACUCUGUCCUGAUAUGCCUGAACAGUUCAUACUGCUCUAUUGCUUUACUGCCUCACAGUGAAGCAGUCCAACAAUGCUCUCUGAUUGGCCCCCAGGCUGACUGAUCACCUUUGGAGCCGAUAGCGUUAAUGACUUGUCAUAAAGUUUAUCUAUUUUGCUUCUACAUACAUACCUGUGUCUAAAUCUUUACUUUUUAUUUUUUUCUAUUUGACAGAAAUUUGGAAUGGGUAUACAUGUGGGGUAUUUCACAAUACGUGAAAUUGAGCGUUAAAAUGUAAUAACUAAAAUAAAAAUGUUAUGCCAUAAUUUGGCAGAAAUUGGUGAUGAAACAACCUGGCAAAAAGACUCCAAAUGCGCAGUAUUAAGUAACUGAAAUUGUCUUAUUUUGCAAAUGAUAUGCCAGGAUAGGAGUAAAAUGCAGUUGGAGAUGGCUACAAUUUUGUCCAAAAAGUGACAUGGUCCCAGUAAAACAACUGUUAAAAUUGGAUAUCUGAAUUGAUAUGUCUUGAAUUUGUCACUGUAAUUGCCGUCACCGGUGUGUUUUAUCCCAUCACCUACUGCUAGUGUUGUUGUGCCAAGCGGUAUAUCUCCUUGAGCAAGCUACAGGAAUGGCAUGGCCUCUAAAAUGGCAAAUACCAAUUGCUCACCCAACUCCAGAGGCCAGUUGUCUUGUAUUCUGACCAGUCUGAAACAACAAAUCAGAUCCGUGGAGGCACCACCAGAUAACCGAUACUUUGUGCCAGAUACCACGGGACAUGUUCCGAGGUGGAGUGGGGGGUUCACUUAUUUAUUUGCCUCAGAAUUGGUAUUGUGUGAAAGGAAUACUAUAGGCUCCAAAACAACCUUAGCUUAUUGAAGCAGUUUUGGUGUAUAAAACAUGCUCCUGCAGUCUCCCUGUUCAAUUCUCUGCCAUUUAGGAAUUAAAUCACUUUGUUUAUACAACCCUAGUCACACGUCCUUGCAUAUGGCUUGCAGAGCCUUCCUAACACUUCCUGUAAAGAGAGAUCUAAUGUUUAAACUUCCAUUAUUGCACAUUCUCUUUAAACUAGAAUUUUGUAUCUCCUGCUUUGUAAAUAACUUUCUAGACCCUGCAGGAGUCACCUGUGUGUGUGAUUAAAGUUCAAGUUCUAUUGUGUAGUUCUAAUAAUCAGUUCACCACAAUUCUCUCUUUAGCCAUUAACCCCUUAGCGACCCAGGACGGUUCAGGACCGUCAUCGGCAUUUUUGCCUUGAGGACCGAUGACGGUCCUGAACCGUCCUAACGGUUUCCGUUACUUACCUGAUCGCCGUCGUUCCCCCGGCGGCGAUCAUCAUUGCUCCGGUUGUGGGGAGACUGCCUGCAGCCCAGACAGUCUCCCCACACUGAAUUAGGACCCCCUGUGGCCAUGUGAUCGCUUAACACAGCAAUCACAUGGUUACAAUAGGUGUCCAUGUGUCUGCCUGCAGGGGGACUGUCUGUGCUGACAGGCAGUCUCCCUGCUAGUGUAAAAUCAAUAAAAAAUAAAUAAAGUUAGUGUUAACAAAAAAAAAUUAAUAAUAAUUAUAUAUGUGUAUAUAUGAUAUAUAGACAUAUAUUAUAUCUAUAUAAUAUAUGUCUAUAUCAUAUAUAUAUAUAUAUAUAUAUAUAUAUAUAUAUAUAUAUAUAUAUAUAUAUAUAUAUAUAUAUAUAUUGCCAUACUAAGUGUAUUUUUAUAUUAAUAUGUACUUAUAUUAAUAUAAAAAUACACUUAUAAUUAAAUUACACACGUGUGUGUAUAUAUAUAUAUAUAUAAUAACUAUAUAUAUUGUAUAUAUUAUUAUAAAAUAUAAAUAAUAAGUAAUUUAAAUUAAAUAAAAAAAAUUUAAAAUAAUAAUAAAAAAAUUAAAAAAAUUAUAUCUAUAUGAAAUUUUAUUCUAACUGUAUUUUUAAAUUAAUAUAUAUAUAUUUAUAUCAAAAUACACUUUGAAUGAAUUUGUAUAUAUAUCUAUGUAUAUAAAAAUAAAUAAAAAUAAUAAGAAAUAUACAUAUGUCCAUAUACAAAAUUACAUAAAUAAUUAUAUAAAUAUACACGUAGACUUCAGAUAUAUAAAUAUGCAUAUAUAUUUAAAUUCUACGUGCGUAUUUAUGUAAUAGUUUUACAUAAUUCAGUAAUUUUAUUGAUUGCAAUUUAAGGGACCUACCUGCCAACCCAGGCUGAAAUUCCAGAGAAUUGAAUUUGCUAGCACUGUAUUUUACCCUGUAACGUUCUACGACACCCUAAAACCUGUACAUGGGGGGUACUGUUUUACUCGGGAGACUUCGCUGAACACAAAUAUUAGUGAUUCAAAACAGUAAAACAUAUCACAGCGAUGAUAUUGUCAGUGAAAGUUACUUUUUUUGCAUUUUUCACACACAAACAGCACUUUUACUGAUAUAAUUGUUGUGAUACGUUUUCCAGUUUUUAAACACUAAUAUUUGUGUUCAGCGAUGUCUCCCGAGUAAAACAGUACCCCCCAUGUACAGGUUUUAUAGUAUUUUUGAAAGUUACAAGGUCAAAUAUAUGGGUCAAAUAUUUUACAUUGAAAAUGGCCAGGUUGGUUACGUUGCCUUUGAGAGCGUAUGGUAGCCCAGGAAUGAGAAUUACCCCAUGAUGGCAUACCAUUUGCAAAAGAAGACAACCCAAGGUAUUGCAAAUGGGGUAUGUCCAGUCUUUUUUAGUAACCACUUGGUCACAAACACUGGCUAAAAUUAGCGUUCAAUUUAGUUUUUUUACUUUUUUCACACACAAACAAAUAUGAAUGCUUACUUUGGCCAGUGUUUUCGACUAAGUGGCUACUAAAAAAGACUGGACAUACCCCAUAUUGAAUACCCUGGGUUGUCUACUUUAAAAAAAAUAUGUACAUGUGGGGUGUUAUUCAGAGAUUUAUGACAGAUAAUAGUGUUACAAUGUCACUAUUGAUAAAUUUAAAAAAUUUAUGUUUUGAAACCGCAAUAUUCUACUUGUACCUAUAGCCCUAUAACAUGCAAAAAAGCAUGUAAACACGGGGUAUUUUUAAACUCAGGACAAAAUUUUGAAUCUAUUUAGCAGUUUUUUUAAUUCGCUUUUGUAGAUGAGUAAAAGAUUUUUCAAGUAAAAGUCAAAAAACAUGUAUUUUUUUCAAUUUUUCAUCAUAUUUUUUUAUUUUUUUUAAAUUAAAAUACAUGAGAUUAUAUAAAUAAUGGUAUGUAAAGAAAGCCCCUUUUGUCCUGAAAAAAACAAUAUAUAAUUUGUAUGGGAACAGUAAAUGAGAGAGCGGAAAAUUCCAGCCAAACACAAACACCACAAAAGUGUAAAAACAGUCCAGUCCUUAAGGGGUUAAACACUCUUGUAUUUCACAUGCCACUGUUUAAAAAAUAUUUUUACAUCCCAAAAUAGUCAGUUAUUUCAAUAUAAACUUAGUGUAUGCAAUAAUUGUUCCUAAAGUAAAGAGUACUAUUGCAGAUAGGAAUUAAGUUUAUAGUCUUAGUGUGUGUGUGUGUGUGUGUGUGUGUGUGUGUGUGUGUGUGUGUGUGUGUGUGUGUGUGUGUGUGUGUGUGUGUGUGUGUGUGUGUGUGUGUGUGUGUGUGUGUGUGUGUGUGCAUAAUAUAUAUAAUUUUCUUUUAAUUUUUUUUUUUUUUUUUUUUACCCCUGCCAGGUGUGUCCAACUACAAUGAAAUUAAGGGUGUGAGCAUUGAUGAGUUCCUGCCCCCUCACCUGGCUAUCUAUGUGGAUGUUCCAGCUGUCGAUGUACACAAGAAAAUCCAGGAGAGAGCAAAUGUAACUGCACAUGUCUAGGUUAUUUACUCAUUCUGUUUUCGUGUUCAGUAUCCGUUUAUUAACCCCUUAAGGACCAAACUUCUGGAAUAAAAGGAAAUCAUGACAUGUCACACAUGUCAUGUGUCCUUAAGGGGUUAAGAGAGAUCAGCAGAAAAACUAUUUAACAUCACAGUUAGGGCCUAAUGUCAGGAAUAAGGUAAAUUAGCAAUUCUUAAAGGAAACUACAACAACAUUUGCCAGAUAACAAAUUGUGUUAGUACAGAGUUGUAUUGUUGCCUUAUGUGAAACAUUUAUGCAUGUAGAAAAAAAUAAAUAAAAAUUAAGUGUGUAUUCAUUUAUUUAGAUUUUUACAACUCUGGAAUUUACUCCAUUUGUUGGUCCCAUACUGUUUUUGUAGUUGACUCCCUAUAGGUUUUUGCUCCAUGUGCCUUCUGAACCUUUUCUGUUUUGCCACUUUGUGUAUUGCUUUAUGGAGCUCUAGUGUGUCUCCUUUUCAUGUUGCAGGCUUCUGAGAAGAAAGUUUCCCUGUCAUACCUUCAGAGUAUUGAAGACGCCUACAAAACUUCUUUCCUACCACAGAUCAGGUUAGAUUUUAAGGAUGGUGUACGCCAAGCAUGUCAAACUCCUAGGCCAACACUGGCCAAAUAAACAAGGUUUAGGUUUAUGUGGACCGCAAAUAAACAAAAACUUCAGUUUUCAUAGAAACAAAGGUUUAUUUUGAAAAGUAUAGUAUAAAAAAAAAAAAACGUUGCCUAACUGACACUGGACGUCCUCACACUCGUAUGGCUUCAAAGUAAACAAAAGAGCGAAUUUAUUUUAAGGAGACCUGCAUUUGCAUAUAACUAAUGUUUCAGUCCAACUACUUUGACAUGUUAAGAAAAGUUUAAUGUAACUGAAAUGAUGAAUGUAUGCUGUUGCACAGCUGUAAAACAGCCAAAUAUAGAAUGGGACAGCGGAUAAGAACCAUUCGGCCCAUCUAGUCUGCCCAAUUUUUUCCCAAAAUACUUUUUCUUAGUCCCUGGACUUAUCUUAAGUCUUGGAUAGUCUUAUGUCUAUCCCACGCAUGCUUAAACUCCUUUACUGUGUUAACCUCUACGACUUCAGCUGCAAGGCUAUUCCAUGCAUCCACUAACCUCUCAGUAAAGCAAUACUUCCUGAUAUUAUUUUUUAAACCUUUGCACCUCUAAUUUAUCUCCUCUUGUUGUGGUAGUUUUUCUUUUUUUAAAUAGUCUCACUCUCUCCCCCAAUUUAAUACACUGGCCCCCUCCCUCACUCACAUUAAUACAUUGCACUCCUCACUAAUUCAAUACACUACUCAUAAUGGCCCCCAAACCCCUCUCCCCCUAUCUUAAGAUGAGCCGCCUGUCCUCCAGUUCUAGCUCUGCUCAUAUUCAUUGUGGGCCCAUUGCUGUCCGCCUUUCCUGCUUCUAUUCUAAAUAUGCUACAAAUUAUGGCAUGUUUUGCUGUUGUGGUUCCUGAUCAUUUCUUUUUGUUCUUUCUAGUGAGACCUCUGAAGUCUUGCAGUAUUCAGGCAGUGAAAUUCAGGAUGUGGAGAAGGUAAGAGUUGCUGCGUAGAAGAAAGAAUUGCUGGAUUUGUACGUAAAAACAUCGUAGCUUGUAUUUCCUUAUAUUACCUUGUACCUAUGUCUCCUAGGUUAUUGAAGAUAUUGAAUACCUAAAGUUUGACAAGGGACCAUGGACAGAGCAGAAUGAUGUCACCUUACACCAUCUACGUAUGCUGUGAGUAUUAAUUAUAUCUUAGUUGAGUCAGGGUUUUGACUGGUUUGCUAUUGCUGACUAUAUUGUUUGUCCCCCCCCCACUGCCCCCAAAAUUACCCAACUCACAGUAUGCAUAUACAUGAAGGUUUUUUUUUGUUUUUUUUUCUUCUGUGAUGACUAAAUUGUGCAGAGAUAGCAAGAGAGAGAUAGAUAUAUUAUAUUUGGUGGUUGGCUGUGCUAUUAAGAUGGGCACAUUUUAUAAUAUGUAAGAGAACCGUACCAUACAGUUUUUAUACAAGAACUGUGAAUUACUUUGUGAUUCUGUGACGCCAUGAUUCAUACACAAUCAUCAGAAAAGCUAUACAUAUUUUUCCCAUAUCGGGUAGCUCUGCAAGUAACUAGGUUUGGAACCAAGACCUGCAGCUUAAGUGGUUUAAUAUGCAUGUCCAUAUUUUCCACAAAUCUGUUUGCAACAGAUUGUAUAUAAACUGCAUGUAAAAACACAGGCCAUUCAGUGCUCUCUCUCCUCAAAAAAAACAACAUAUUGAGUGCUUAUUUCCCCUAAUUAGAUGUUUAAAAAAAAAAUAAACUUCAAAUAUCCUUUGAAACACCCUGUGCAUAUCCUAUUAGUUCUUUACAGCUGGGUAUAUUAUUACCCACCCAUUCUCUGUGCAGUUUAUAUAUACCAGCUGUUUAAGUGACAAUAAAGGAAGAGGAUAGAACCACACAAUGCAUUAACUGCAUACAUAAUUAAUGCACAAUCAGAAAUUGCAACUCCCAAACUAUGCAGUAACAGUCACAAGCGGUGGAUCUGUUGUAUAAACAGUUCAUGCAGCUGUGCCUUUCAUCUUCUCAUAAAUACUGCUAUAUCCAUCACAGGGGAUGAAACAAAAUCAGUUUAAUUUAGUUUACGUAGAUACUGAUACACUAGAAAAUAUUACACCUUUUAUGUGGGUUAUCUGUGUUGACAGCAUAGAUUUUCCAACGGUUCCUCUCCGCAUGAUCCCUGUCUUUAACUCUGGGAGGAUUAAUCUUAAGGGCUGCAUCACAUCUGUCAUGCACGCAAGUACAGGAGUCUAUGGGAGAUCCUGCAUAUCUGACUCUUCUUGGAUCACUUCAUAUAAACAUAAAUGAGAUGUCGUAGACCACAACUGAUGAUGGAAAAUGUCAGGAUGUGGUGGCAGAUGUUCCUACUAAUGCCACAUGUUGCCAAAAAUUGUCUUGUCCAUAAGACAAAGUAGUGCCUAUUUUGACUGUAUUGAAAUAUCAAUAACCCUCCAGUGCAGUGUUUUGAAUUUGUGAAUAUAUAUAUAUAUAUAUAUAUAUAUAUAUAUAAUAUGUAUGUAUGUAUUCCCUGGUAUCGCCGGGUGCAUGGGCCAGCUGACAAAGUAGAUAUAGUAACCAAAAAGAUGAUGGCUGCACUCCUCGGUGGCCUUAUGUUAAAAAUCCAAAAUGCUUUAUUUAAUAUACAUAUAAAAAAAUCAACGUUUCAGCCCCAAUCUGGGCUUUCUUCAGGAUCAGGAAAAAACAAAAAUACCAUACAAACACUAAUUCAACUUAUAUACCAUAAAUGAAAAUAGAUAGACUCACCACAGCUGAUGCGCCCGCCCACCCGGCGUCCUGCCGAUCGCUGUGCGCAACUGUCCAAUCAAAGGACACUCGCGGUAUGACGUGGUUUGUACAACCUUGCGAGUGCCCUUUGAUGUUAGUGUUUGUAUGGUAUUUUUGUUUUUUCCUGAUCCUGAAGAAAGCCCAGAUUGGGGCUGAAACGUUGAUCUUUUUUUUUAUAUGCAUAUUAAAUAAAGCAUUUUGGAUUUUUAACAUAAGAAGACCAUAUUUUUUUGGUUAAAAAAAAACUAAAUAAAUAAAUAUAUAUAAAUAUAUAUAUAUAUAUAUAUAUAUAUAUAUAUAUAUAUAUAUAUAUAUAUAUAUAUAUAUAUAUAUAUAUAUAUAUAUAUAUAUAUAAUAUAUAUUCUCUCUCAAGAGGGGGUUGGCUGCACUCACCUUAACAUGCAUAAAUGGGGGUGCUGCUGGGGGCCAAAUAAUACAAUACACAAGAUCCAGCGCACUCACCUAUCCACUAAACAGCAACUUCAAUGUUGAAAAAUAAGUAGGUUAAUCUCAUAAGAGCAGACAUUAGGCUGUUAGUGUAGGACCUGCCAAAGAUGGGGUACAUUGACGUUGUCUAUGGCUUAUGCAAUGUAUGAUCAUAUAAUGUAACUAAACACCCAUUAUUUUUGCCUAGAUUAGGUGUUUUUAAAAAAACAAAUAAAAUCUUUCAACAUUGAAGUUGCUGUUUAGUGGAUAGGUGAGUGCGCUGGAUCUUGUGUAAUAAAUAUAUAUAUAUAUAUAUAUAUAUAUAUAUAUAUAUAUAUAUAUAUAUAUAUAUAUAAUCUAUAUCUCUUUUAUGAAAAUCCUUAUGGGAAAAACUCAGAAGUGACAACGUUGCUAAAAGUAAUGCUUUAUUUUUUUGUAAGUAUAUUGCACUAAUCUUUUAUAGUUUGUGCAGAAUUAUUUAACCCCUUAAGGACGCAUGACGGAAAUUUUCCGUCAUGACGGUCCUACCCUUAAGGACACAUUUUUCCGUCAUGCAGUAUUUUCCCAGCAGGGUCUUUUACCUUGCUGGUAACUAUGAGCCCCAGGUAUCAUUUGAUUCCUGGGGCUCCCCUCUGUCAGCUGGGGCCAUUUUUACUGGCCCCAGGCUUUUUGAUGAGCUGCAUGCAGAGCUCAAAGUGAGGUCGGCAAACAGCUCUUUUAAUGGGGAUUUAAAUUCCCAAAGACAGCAAUGUAGUGUGAGCAGGGUUAAAUCUCUGCUCACACUAGGAAACCUAGGUAUCAAUAGAUACCUGGGGCUUCCCUCUGUCAGCUGGGGCCAUUUUUAGUGGCCCCAGACUUUUUGAUGAGCUGCAUGCAGUGCUGAAAGUCAACACUGCAUGUAGCCAUUUAGAUCCACAAAGAACACUGCAGCUGAGCAAUCAAGCUCAACUACAGUCAUUCUCUCAAGUGAUCUGGUGCUUGGGAGACCCCCAGUGUCUGAACAGACCCUGGAGGGUCCUCCUCUAUGCCCCAAUGCAAUUCUGAUCAGUGCUGGGCAUUUUCAGUUGCCCAGCACAGAUCGCAUUGCAUUGGGCAUAAUGUCUUCAAUGUAAGAGAUGGGAGACUGCAAUACUGAAAAUAGCCAGUAGAUGGCAGCAGCAUACCACUGUCUUUUUUUAGUUUAAAACCCCUUUACUAAUAUCAGUACUGAUAUUAGUAGAGGGAAACCUUUGGGAUUAAGGAUUACAAUUAAGGAUUAUUAUUCGGUUUAGAAUAAGUACUAGAUUUAUUAUCAGGUUUAUUGUUAAAUUUAUGUUUAAGAUUAGGUUUAUAAUUAAUUGUAGUAUUGGGAUGAUGUUUUAGAUUAGGAUUCAGAUUAUGGUUCCGAUUAGGAUUAAGGUCAGCACGGGCAUCCCUUGCUGGAUAUAGCAAGUAAAUUCCUCUGCUGACACCAGCAGGGGGAAUCAUUUUAACACUAUUGCUAAAGGUGGGAUUGAGAUUAGGAUUAACGUUAUAAUUCAGGUUACACAUGGGAUUACGUUAUGGGUUAGGAUUGUGGUAAAGGUUUAAUAUUAGAUUGAGGGUUAGAUUUGGGAUUAGGAUUUGGUUUAGAAUUAGGGCUUGGUUUAGGAUUAGGGAUUUAGAUUGGGAUUAAGAUUAAGAUCGCUACUUUCCAAAGAUAUACAUAUGGGAUAUAUUUGUACUGAGCAGAUGUUGCUGAGUACAGCUAAGAUAAUUUUAUGACAGUGGGACACACGAGAUUUAAAAAAUAAGCAUCAAAAACACUGUGUAUGUAAAAAUGUUAAAAUAAAAAUAAAUACUACAAACUUUGUAACAAAAUGUCACUUCAAUAAAGCUUAUAAUGUUUUAUGUGAGAGUCCCCAUGGUGUCCACUUUUGUAAAUGGUAUGCAUUGGUGGCGUAAUUUAAAUAUAUGAGCAACUAAAAUGCCCCAAAAUGAAACAAAGACCCAUUGUCAACUUGCCAUUUAAAAAAAACUGUGCUGGGUAUGAUUUUAGCCCUGUAUUUUUUUUUUCACAAAAACCUGGCUAAGGUAUACAAAGGGGGAAUAUAUACUCAGGAAAUAUAGCUGAGAAUAAUUUAGUGAUUUAAUUUACAGUAGUAUAUAUCAAGUGUCCAAAAUUAACCACUAAAAUACAUUUUUUUUUGUGUGAUUUUUUUUUUUAUUUUUUAUUUAUAAUAAAUAAGAAUUUAUAUAUGUAUAUGUCACAUCAGAUUAAAGCCCUUUUUUUCCUUUAAAAAAUGAUACAUAACUUGUGUUGGUGCAAUAAAUAGGAAAAAUGCAAACGGAGGUUGAACACAAACAGCAAAAAAUGCUUGUGUCCUUAAGGGUAGGUCCAGUUUUUGAAGCUGCGUCCUUAAGGGGUUAAUAAUCUGGCUGUAUAUAAAACCAUUGUUAUGUCAGCGAUUCUAUCUCAGUAAAGGGACUCCUCAGCUAUUUUUAAUUUCACAAGUUUUUCUGCAAACAUUUGUGUGUACAUACCCCUCUACAGCUUCUCUCUGCAAGACCUCUCUUUAUUGUCUUAAAUGAAUGAGAUCUGCAACCGUACAGAACCUUAUGGAAAAUAUCUUCUAAUUUUGCUUGUGUUUUUUUUUUUGUAGGGUGGAGGACAAGGACCAAGUUUGUAGCAUGCUUACUUUACCCUUGUACCUUCCAGAAGUCACAAUUGGAGCUAUGGAUUAUGAUGCUGCAUAUUAUCAGUACAGAUCGGUAAGUGAGGCACAUUGAUUUGCAGAACUUCUGUUGUCAUUAAAGGAACACUCAAAGUACCAUAACCACUACAUAUCUCCCACUGAUCACUCUCAGCUGCAUUGCAGGACUUGGCUUAGGAGAGCUAACAGAAGUUCCUUCUUAGGGACUUUGGGCUGUCAUGCAAUGAUAGUGGGACUGGGCUGGGCACAGUGCUUGGCAAACCCCAGCUAAGAAGUCAUAAACGUUCAAAAAAAGGUUUGACUCCUUAGAAUGGUAGGGUAGGAUGACACUAAUGGCACCAAGUUGUAGUGUUUAUGGUGUUUAGAAUUGUUCCUUUACUAGAAUAUAUAACUGUAACCAAAACUCUUAAUUGUUAUAUACAAGAAUUAUAUUUUGUAGAGCAAAUUAAAAUCCAAACCACAAAACUGAGGAUAAUAUAAACAAGCUAUGAUUUAUCUGCCACCCCCACCCCCCAUUCUUGUGAUUUAGAUUUUCAUUUGCAACAGUUUUGUUUUAAUUUAGUGAAUAACCUCAUCUGAAUUCAGCUGUAUUUUGAAAUCACCCAAUGAGAAUAUAGCUUUUACUUUAAAAUUCCUUUCUCUAAUUCCUCUUUAAUACUUUCAAUAACAUGAUUUUUUUUUGCAGCAGCAGUAUCCUGUGGAACAGAAACGUUUCAUACUUUUAUUUUUUUGUAUAUUCUUGUCUGUGUGUUACGUGACCACUUAACCAAACUAUCCUCAUAUAUUAUACAGUAGCUAAUUGUUUUUUGAGUUUAUGGCCCAUAAUUGACAGAAUAUGUCAGGUUCCUAUGGAAUUUAUGCUAUACCUCUCUGUUUUCUUUGUUUUUGCAGCUGCCUGGUAAGAAAUAUGCUGAUGGAUACAAUGCAGAUGUUGGGGAUAAGUACAUCUGGCUGAAGUAAAAGCGUUCUGAUGGGCAAAUCAGAAAUCAUUGUUCCCACCAUGCAAACACACUUUCACUAUGUGAAUGGGCCAGGUUUCUGCCAUGCUGAGCAGGAAUCGCUGAUGUCCCCAGGACUACAACCUGAACUUUAUUACAUUCUGUUUUUGUUUGCGCCCAAAUUUAAAUAAAAACCUAUUUAAAGUAACUGA
Molecule: messenger RNA, 17745 nt
Organism: Pelobates cultripes (western spadefoot toad)
Lineage: Eukaryota; Metazoa; Chordata; Amphibia; Anura; Pelobatidae
Source: the annotation of a GenBank genome assembly